Miscanthus lutarioriparius is the source of this 1101-nucleotide messenger RNA. NCBI's taxonomy places the organism in Eukaryota, Viridiplantae, Streptophyta, Magnoliopsida, Poales, Poaceae. The record is from the annotation of a GenBank genome assembly.
AUGGACCUGCUGUCCUCCUUCCCGGAGCACCUACAGGACGAGAUACUGACGCGCCUCGACCUCCGCGACACCGUGCGCACCUCCGCGCUCUCCCGCGCCUGGCGCCGCCGCUGGGAGACCCUCCCUGGGCUCGCCGUCUCCUUCCCCGACGGCACGCCCCCCUCCGUCGUCGACCGCGUACUCCUCCGCUACGCAGGUCCCAGCGUCUCCCGGUUCAAGACCCACGUCGACGACGACGACGACGACGCCGCAUACGCUUCCCACGUCGACGAGUGGCUCAUCGCGCUUUCCCGCCGCAGCGUCGAGUCCAUCACCAUCUACAACGACUAUGGAAGAAACUUCACCGUCCACUCCUCCAUCUUCUCCUGCGACCGUCUCCUGUCCGGCUGUCCCUCAGCCUGCAGCGGUGCAGCAUUCCACCGCUCCCUCAGCCUGGAGCUAUCGCUCACGGAUGUCAAGUUUGCAGACAACGGGGAGAGCCAAUUCGAGGCCAUGAUUCGUGCUUCACCCAUGCUUGGUGUCCUUGUGCUUGAGGAGAUCUACACCAAUGAUAUGGACCGCGUGAUUGAGGCGCUCAAUCUCCACACUCUGAGACAUACGUUUACUCCAAAGAUAUUGGAGGCGCCCAACCUCCAAUAUGCAUACCAACUUCAUGGUGCACCUGCUGGUUUCGUAGAGUUCCUCGCCGGCGUUUUCCAAGUUCGGGAGCUCAUUUUCUACGUAAAGCCAUGUGAUUUGAAGGUGGAUGCAAUUCCUUUCACCUUUUCCAACUUGAAGAGCAUGGAAUUAUUUACAGACUUUGCUGAAAUGAACAACAUUUUAUUAAUGUUUUCCUUACUAAGGACCUCUCCGAACCUUGAAAAACUUAAAAUAGAGCUUCAACGACCGAAAAUGGUUGACAAUCGGAAGUUCCUAAAUGCACAGUGGACUAAUGGCAUGUGUGCCAAUCUUCAACUUGUAGAAAUAAUUAGUUAUAACGGGUGGCUUCCAUUGUAUUUCAUAGAGCUUAUUCUCUCCAAAGCAAGCUUUCUUCGUACAUUGUCUGUGGACAUGGAUGCAUGCCCAGUUUCUCAGGACAACCAACUCAAUGAGUUACUAUAA